This is a messenger RNA of Entamoeba invadens IP1, 621 nucleotides long. RefSeq lists its product as hypothetical. Lineage: Eukaryota; Evosea; Mastigamoebida; Endamoebidae. The coding region runs from base 1 to 621 and encodes 206 amino acids. The transcript has a single exon. The record is from RefSeq and is a predicted model, not a curated record.
AUGUCUGGCCUGACUCUGGGCAACACAAUACACUUCAGUAGUGAAGUACACAAGUCUGCUACUGUCGACGACGAAAUCCCUCGUUUUAAAGUCCGCCAGAUUAAUGCAAUGAAUUAUCAAGCUGACCUUCAAGCGAUAUAUAUAGCACUUCUCGCACGUCAUUGUACAAUAACCAUAGGUCGUCCACAUCGCCUUUCUCACCUCACAAAGCAAUUCAUUAAAAUCAAAAAAAUCGUGUUUAGCAAUUUGGACUCAAUCGACGUCCUUCAAUUCAUUCAAACGCGUUCAAACGAACAAGCACAACAUGAGUACAAAACUGGUAACACUACACAGAAGACUGCAAAGAGAAGAAUACAGCCGACAAAGCGACGGGAGGAGAUGAGGUUCUUACAAGACAUUUUGUUCGAGUUCGGCUAUUACGUCGAAAUCUCUUCGGAGACAAUAGACGGCUAUGAAGGCUCCGUCUCACUUUACUCAAAAAAAGGUUCAAUCACAACAAACUCAAUAAGACUCUUAGGCGACGAACUUAACAAGAAACUCUCCUCCAUCCUCGAAGCUCAACCCAAUGCUUUAUUAAAUAGCUCUUCUUUCAAAGAAACCUCUUUGGACUCUUUUUUGUAA